AUGACGCGCGCCUCUGCCAGCCUGGGUGCCGCCACGAUCGUCGCUCUGUGGUGCGCCCCGCCAGCUCUGGGCCUGGAGACCCCGAAGCCGGGCCCGGGCCCGGACUCCGGGCACUUCUGCGGCCAGCUGGCGGCCGAGGGCCUGGCCUCCGAGUGCGGCCUCGGGCUGCAGGUCGGGUGGCAGGCCAGCGGCGGCGCCGAGGGCCCCGGCGACCCCGGGGCGGAGGUCGACCCCCCCGCGCCGGCCGGCGCGGAGCUGCCGUGGGCGCGGCGCGCCGUGGCGCUGGCGGCCUCGCCGGAGCUGCGCUCGCUGUGGGUGGAGCUCCUCUGCUUCCUGGGGGCCCUGGCGGCGAUCCGCCUGCUGCUGGGCGGGAGGCGCCCGGCCGCCCCGGGCGGGAAGGCCCCGAAGCAGGCGCCCUCCGCUCCGGCGGCGCGCGCGCCGCCGCCUCGCGGCGGCGGGGCGCCUCGCGCGCUGGAGUCGCUGGCCGCGAGGGGCAGGCCGGCGGCGGCGGUGGUGGAGGCCUGGCGCAGGGAGAAGGCCCAGGGCGAGGUGCAGCUGCCGGGCCUCCGGGCGGCGGUGAAGGCCCUGGCCGCCGCGGCGCCCGAGCACCUGGUGGAGGAGGUGCUCUCGUACCUGGAGCGGCCGGGGCUGUCGUACCUGGCGAAGCCGCAGACGCUCCACCUGCUGGUGGACGCCGCCGCCAGCGCGGGCCGCCCAGACCUCGGAGGGGAGCUCUCGGCAGCCGCCGCGCGCCGGCUCGGGGUUGCGCCGGACGAGCGCGUCCGCGACGCGCUCCUGAACGGGCACGCGGCGUGCGGCGACGAGCAGAAGGUCGAGGAGCUGCUGGCCCAGUGGGGCGCCGAGGCCUCUGCGCGCCGCAGGGCGGCGGCCUUCAGGGGCUUCCUGAAGGGCGGCCACGUUGCCGCGGCGGUGCGUGCGCUGGCCAAGAUGCACCACCAGGGGCUCGAGCUGCCGCCGAAGGCCCUGGCCGAGCUCUUCGGCGCGGCCUUCGCCACGGGUGCGGCGCCGGUGGCGCUGGGGGAGCUCGAGAAGGCCGGCGUGCCGCUGCCGGCCGAGUGCCUGCACCAGGUCCUCGGGGACUGCGUGCACCGCGAGGACCUCGAGACGGGCCGGCUGGUGGAGCGCUUGCUGCGGGCGCAGCAGCAGGGGCUGACGGCCGCUGCCUGCGAGAUGCUGGUGAAGUUGCACGCGUGCACGGACGACGCGCGCGGGGUGGAGCUGUUCCGCGAGCUGCAGGAGAGCGGCGUUUGCGGAUCUUUGCUGUCAGAGGGCUUGUGCGUCAGUUUGUUGGCCAAGUGCGCGGAGUCCAAAAACUUGCGGUUGGCUGAUGCGGUUGCAGCGGUCGUGCGCGAGAGGAAGAUGGUGACGCUGUCUUUCUACAAAACGCUUAUGAAGCUCUAUGCUUGCUGCGGCCUUUUCGACAAGGCCUGCGACCUGUACGGCGAGCUCGUGUCCGAGGGGCUGGAGCCUGAUUCGGUGAUGUACGGCUGCCUCGUCAAGUUCUCCGUCAAGUGCAGGCGCACCGAGCUAUCCGAGGUGCUGUUCGAGAAGGCUGGGGGCGGCUACGUCCAAAACUACAUGUGGCUCAUCCGCUCCGCGGGCCAGGACGGCGACGUAGCCAGGGCGAUACGCGUACUACGUCGCUUGGAGGAGGCGCAGCCCGCGGGAGUCGACGUGAUGGUUUACAACUCGGUGCUGGACGUGUGCGUCUCGCACGGGGGUACGGAUGAGGCCAAGCAGCUCUUGGAAGAGAUGACGUGCAAGGGCGUGGAUCUCAACCUAGUCACCUACAACACCCUCAUGAAGGGGCACUCUGCCAAGGGCGACCUGCCCAGCGCUAGCGCCGUAAUGCGGGACAUCAAGGCGGCGGGCCUCUCCCCAGACGCCGCCUCCUACAACUGCCUGAUCAGUGCCGCCGUCACGGCUGGGAACGUGGCGGAGAGCCUGAGGGUCUUGGACACGAUGGAGCGACAGGGCGUCCCCAUAGACAUGUACACGGUGUCAAUCAUCAUGAAGGCCGUGCGGCGUGCCAGCAGCCCGCGGGAGGCCGAGAGGGCGCUCUCCCUGCUGGACCGGUCCCGCGUGGACGUCUGUGAGGAUGAGGUGCUGUUCAACACCGUCCUCGACGCCUGCAUUUACAGGGUGGACAGGGCGCGCCUGUCCAGGGCGCUCGCGGCCCUGAGCGGCAGCAGGGUGCGCCCGUCCGUGCGCACCUACGGCCUGCUCAUCAAGGCCUGCAGCGUGCUGAGGCAGACCUCCCGAUGCUGGGCGUUCUGGCAGGAGAUGGUGGUGCAGCGGGGCCUGGAGCCCAAUGACAUCACGCUGAGCUGCAUGAUCGACGCCUUAGUGGAGGGCAAGCAGGUGGAGGACGCUGUCGGGAUCUUCCAGCAGUGGAAGUCGAAGGCAAACGGCAACACGGUCAUCUACUCCACUCUGAUAAAGGGCUUCGCCAGUACUGGAGAUGCUGACCGCGCAAUGGCGACGAUGCGCGACAUGCAGGCCGAGGGCGUCAAGAUGAACAUUGUGGCCUACACCGCCCUCAUCGACGCCCACGCCCGCAGUGGCAGCAUGCAGGAGGCCCGCCGCCUGCUCGAGCUCAUGGAGCAGGACGGCUGCCAGCCCAACACCAUCACCUACUCGAAUUUGGUCAAGGGGCACUGCGUUCAGGGAGAUCUGCAGCAGGCGCUCAGCGUCUUCAACGAGAUGCUGCAGCGGGGCAUCCGGGCCGACACGGUGAUCUUCAACACCAUGCUCGACGGCUGCGUGAGGCACGGCCACUUCCAGCUGGCCGACAAGCUGCUGGAGGACAUGCAGAGCUACAGCCUGGACGAGUCAAACUUCACGCUGUCAAUCGUGGUGAAGAUGUGGGGCAAGAGGCGCGACCUCGACCGCGCCUUCGCCGCCGUGCGCGCGGCCCUGCGGGGCGACCGGGGGCGCCGGGUGGACCCGCUGGUGGGCGCCUGCCUCGUGGGGGCCUGCCUGCACAACCACAACCCCGACCGCGCGCUGGAGGAGAGCGCUGGCGGAGAUCAAGGCGCAGCCCCGGUUUGAGGGCCCGUGUGCGAACACGUACAGCUCGCUGGUGUGCGGGCUGGUACGCUCCGGCCGCCUCCGCCAGGCGGCCGAGAUCGCGGAGGAGGCCUGCGUCGGCGGCAGCGAUCAAAGCUCCCCGAGGGCACCUGGGCUGAACCAAGAGCCGCUGCAGCAGCUGUUCCGGGAGCUGCAGAGGCAGGGGCUCAUGGGCGAGCUGGGGAACCCGCUCGCUGAGAAACUUCGGGCUGCAGGCG
Prorocentrum cordatum is the source of this 3308-nucleotide messenger RNA. NCBI's taxonomy places the organism in Eukaryota, Dinophyceae, Prorocentrales, Prorocentraceae. The record is from the annotation of a GenBank genome assembly.